AUUGAUGAAUGCCCAGGCGUUGGCGGGAAUUCAAAAGCUGGGUUGUCAUCCAUGAAUAUCGAGUCGCAGUGACAGGCGAAUUUUGUUAUUGUUGCCUAAUCCUGGAACGUUUUUUGGCUUGAGCUUUUUUAUUCGCCAUGGCAUUUUAUGCUUCACUUCGUUCUCGCUUGCCGCAAGCAUAUUCCUUGUCACGCGCGUUUUCUACGCGUGCUUCCACUUCUUCCAUCGAUGCCGCCGAAGUCAAGAAAUUCAGUGACAAGGCUUCGGAAUGGUGGAAUCCUCACGGCGAAUUCGGCAUGUUGCAGUUACUGAAUCCUCCGCGUGUUUCCUACGUACGCGACCAGCUAGCAGCUAAAGUACGCAAAGACGCUUCAGCGCCGUUGGAAGGGUUUCGAAUGCUGGAUAUCGGUAGUGGUGGCGGCUUGUUGUCCGAGUCGCUGAAACGGUUGGGAGGGUCUGUGGUGGGGGCUGAUGCUUCACGCGAUAACAUUCAGAUGGCCAAACUUCACAAGAGAAAAGAUCCCAUGUUAUGGAGAGCACCCGGUAGUCUCGAAUAUCGACACACAACAGCAGAGGAUCUGCUUGCUGCUGGGGAAUCGUUUGACGUUGUCCUGGCGAUGGAGAUUAUCGAGCAUGUGCAUCAACCGCUGAAUUUUCUACGUACGUGUGCCGACUUGACACGAUCGGGAGGUGAUUUAUUCCUGUCGACCAUGUCCCGAACCCCGAUUGCGUAUUUUUUGACCGUGUUUCUUGCCGAAGAUGUAUUGGGACUAGUGCAUAAAGGUACGCAUGAUUGGAGCAAAUACAUCAAGAGCGCGGAAUUGCAGGACGCGAUACAUUCCUUUGGUGAUGAAUGGGAAGUGAAAGAUAUCCGUGGGAUUGCUUGGGAUCCUAUUCGACGCAAUUGGCUAGUCAGUCCACGCAAUGGCAUGGUCGGCAUGGCAGGAUUAGAGUCCCUCGAAGUCAAUUACAUUAUGCGCGCAAGCAAAAAAUAAGCAAGCCUCGUCCAUUCUCUUUUUCUUUUCCCCCACUUUCUCCUGUUUUCCCUCCCAGACUCUUGCAAUCGAACCAUUAGACUCUUUCUCUCUCUUUCUGUAUUCAUCGAUAAUAAUGAAGCUCUUUUAUCCC
Molecule: messenger RNA, 1128 nt
Organism: Radiomyces spectabilis
Lineage: Eukaryota; Fungi; Mucoromycota; Mucoromycetes; Mucorales; Radiomycetaceae
Product: S-adenosyl-L-methionine-dependent methyltransferase
Exons: 3
Coding region: 138-995 (285 amino acids)
Biological process (GO): ubiquinone biosynthetic process
Molecular function (GO): 2-methoxy-6-polyprenyl-1,4-benzoquinol methyltransferase activity
Source: RefSeq, a predicted model, not a curated record